AUGGCAAAUGCGCAAGACCAGAUCCCUCGACAUUUGCGCAGGCCGGGAGACGAUGGCUACCGGACUCCUAUGAUCGAGGAUACCGAGAGAUAUUUAACUAUAUCCAGCUACUUCCCACCAGUCAACAGCAGCGACGACGCCUUAUCCUACCAUAAUCUGGAACUGUAUCGUCACCAGAGCGUCGGCGAAGCUCACGUAUCUGCUCUAGAACGCGUAAACUCUCUCGCUCUCCGCCCUAACUGGAGCCGUAGUAGUGCUGCAAAUAAUGGAGAUCUCAAUCCUUCUUCGAAGGAAAAUGGAGAGCCUGUGAAACUUGGCUUCAAACAGCGCAUUCGCCAUAUGACAUGGGUCUACUUUACCUUAACCAUGGCAACUGGGGGCAUUGCCAAUGUCUUGUAUAACAUUCCUGAGCCGUUUCGGUUCAAUGGCCUUGAUGCCAUCGGCAUUGUGAUCUUUCUGCUCAACAUUGCCUUGUAUAUCAUGAUUUGGGGCUUGUUGCUCAUAAGAUUUAUAUGCUUUCCGUACACUUUCAAGGCCUCCUUUCUCCAUCCGACUGAGUCCUUGUUUGUACCUGCAACAGUAGUGUCUUUUGGGACAAUAUUAAUCAAUAUAUCACAAUACGGACCGGACAGGACAGGACCCUGGCUGCUACAUGCAGUAAACGUCCUCUUCUGGUUUGACUUUACUCUAGCGUUCUGCCUGUCUGCAGGAGUAUACCUCCUCUUGUGGUCUACUCAAACAUUUACAAUUGCUCAAAUGACUCCGAUCUGGAUCUUCCCAGCGUAUCCGAUGUUGAUCGUCGGACCUCAUGCCGGAGUCCUCAGUGCACAGUUAAGCCCCCGCCAGUCAUUCUAUAUCAUUCUAGGCGGCUUCACCAUCCAAGGAGUUGGCUUUCUGGUAUCGCUCAUGGUGUAUUCCGCUUUUAUAUACCGACUCAUGACACAGAAACUCCCCAAGGAGAAUAUCCGACCAGGUAUGUUCGUGUCCGUUGGACCCAGUGCGUUCACUGCUGCAGGCACUGUCAACAUGGCCGCCAACGCCGAAAGAGUGUUUCCCUCCGACCUAUUCGGAAACGGACCUCUGGUCGCAAUGAUUGUCCAAGUUGUUGCCAACUUCUCUUGUCUCUGGCUAUGGGGUCUGGCCAUCUUUUGGUUCUUCAUCGCCACGUCCGCACACAUCCUACCCGUCAUGCAGGGUGGCCGCAUGGUGUUUUCAAUGACCUGGUUCUCCUUCGUCUUCCCCAACACGGCAUUGAUUACAGCCACAUUCGCUAUUGGCAAGGUAUUCUCAUGUAGACCGAUAGAAAUCGCCGGCUUGGUGAUGACCGUCUUGCUGAUUAUAGUGUAUAUUUUCGUUGUCUAUAUGAUGAUUCGAGCUAUCGUGUUGCACCACAUCCUUUGGCCACAGAAGGGCGAGGAUAAGGAUGAAGGUGGCUUUCGGAUUGCAGAGAUCAAACCUAAGUCACCUCGACGAGGGCCGAGUCCUGUGUGA
Molecule: messenger RNA, 1491 nt
Organism: Talaromyces proteolyticus
Lineage: Eukaryota; Fungi; Ascomycota; Eurotiomycetes; Eurotiales; Trichocomaceae
Product: voltage-dependent anion channel-domain-containing protein
Exons: 4
Coding region: 1-1491 (496 amino acids)
Biological process (GO): malate transmembrane transport
Cellular component (GO): membrane
Molecular function (GO): malate transmembrane transporter activity
Source: RefSeq, a predicted model, not a curated record